AUGCGAUCGAGUAACCUAGCCUUACUAUUUUGUGAGGUAUUUAUUAUUAAAUCGGAAAAGUAAAUUUCUAUAUUAUAUACUUGUUUGAUACUUACAUUUAAACGUGCUACACUGGUUAGAUCCAUUUCCACCAAUGUAAAUUAAUAUUUAAUAAUAUAACACGGUUUUGCUCCGGUGAUCCCUAACUUAAUCUUAUCUUUUUUCAGUUUACGAAUUAGAAAAAAAAAAAAUGAAGAGUUAAACCGAAAUCAAAAUUUAUGAAGCUUUUUGUCACGCAAUCAUUUUCACAUUAUCUUGAUUGAGCGAAAAGAAACUCUUGAACUCCGUUUUGACAUAUCAUAAAACAAUCACGAAUUCUAUACUUUUUAUUUUUUUUCUAAUUCUUUUUUAAUUUUCUAAAAAUCAGAAAAAAAUAAAGACUAAAGUAAACAGAAAAGUUGGUCGCAAUGCAGCAAAGAUCGUAUUAAUAGAUAUUACUUAAAAUAGUUUUAAAAAUAACAACGAAUCAUAAACAGCGCUAUUUUAUCACAUACUUUAAGAUUACAUUUAAAAUCAACUUGAGUAUAAGAACAUCGACAAUCGGCCAUCGAAUUGUUUCGGUGAAUCGAGCAGUACAUAUGAAAUCCGGAGGUGAAUCGCAAGGAAAUCUCUUUUAUUUAGGAAUAAUUUGUUUGAAGACGAGAUGACAGAGAUCGAGGAAAAAAUGGAGAAAGAAACGAGCAUACGGAAUGUUUUCGUUACUUCGCUUAUCUUUACGAAUUAGAAAAAAAAAAUGAGUUAAACCGAAGCAACAUUUUGACAUUAUUUCACAUAUCUGUGCAGGUGGUGCUGCAGGAAUGUUCGUGGACAUUGCAUUGUUCCCACUAGACACACUAAAAACCCGACUGCAGAGUGCAGAAGGAUUUUUGAAGACGGGUGGUUUCACAGGUCUUUAUAAAGGAAUCUUUCCAGUUAUAGUUGGUUCAGCACCAACAUCUGCACUAUUUUUUCUAACAUAUGAAGAAAUUAAGACUAUAAUGCAACCUAGAAUUUCUCCAAAUUAUUCUACUGCACUUCAUAUGGGAGCAGCAACAGUGGCAGAAAUGGUAGCAUGUUUACUACGAGUUCCAGUGGAAGUUAUGAAACAGAGGAAACAGGCACAGAUACGUGAUAAAAAAUCAUAUAAUCUCAGGAUAUUAUAUCGUGGAUAUUGGAGUACAGUAUUGAGAGAUGCACCAUUCAGUAUUGUACAGUUCCCAUUGUGGGAAUAUUUUAAAAAAUCCUAUAGUUUUCAUUUUGAAAGAGAAAUAUAUCCUGUGGAGAGUGCAAUCUGUGGUGCAAUUGCAGGAGGCAUCUCUGCGGCUGUUACCACUCCGCUAGAUGUUGCGAAAACGAGAAUAAUGUUGUCAAACAGAAAAUUGCUCUCGUCAGAAUUAAGGCUAUUAAAUGUACUUCACGACGUAUAUCUGCAAAAUGGUUUUCGUGGGCUGUUUGCGGGUUUUGGACCAAGAAUAAUGUGGAUUACAUUAGGAGGUUUUAUUUUCUUUGGAGUUUACGAAGAAGCGAAAGUACUUACACGUACAAUAUUUCCAAUGCUAAAAUAAAAAUAUAAUUAGGCAUGUUUUUAUGUUGAAGAGUAUAUAAAUAAAUUUGUAAGCCAUCAAUUGCAUGGCUAUCACCAACCAUCAAUUAUAUUUUUUGAAACAUGUAUAAAAAUGUUUAUUUCAUUGUACAAAAUCUUCGUGACAAUAACAACAUACAAUUUAUAUGAAUAUAAUUUACGAAAGUACAAACUAUAUUCUUUAG
Solenopsis invicta (red fire ant) is the source of this 1785-nucleotide messenger RNA. Its product is annotated as S-adenosylmethionine mitochondrial carrier protein homolog. The transcript is spliced from 7 exons. The record is from RefSeq and is a predicted model, not a curated record. Gene Ontology annotation, cellular component: mitochondrial inner membrane. NCBI's taxonomy places the organism in Eukaryota, Metazoa, Arthropoda, Insecta, Hymenoptera, Formicidae. Bases 837 to 1583 code for a protein of 248 amino acids. Gene Ontology annotation, molecular function: S-adenosyl-L-methionine transmembrane transporter activity.